AUGAGCACAGCAGUUGCAAUGGCUCCCUCUCCGGCCCCUCACGACAGACCGUCGUUCUCUUCAGACCUCGCCCCCGCCCCCUCUGCUCAGCAUGCCGUUUCCUCCCCUGCCGCGCAAAGGACUCUCGCCCCCACGGGCACCCCCAACGCGACCGCGCACCGUUCUGGCAGUGGAAGCCCUAGGGGCGCCGCCCAGGCUCCCAAAUCCUCUCCUUCCAGCGCUUCUCGAGCCGGCGGCCCCCCGAAGAUUGUCGUUAAGAAAGAGCCUCAUUCGCCGGAUCUGCCCAACACCCGACACAGGCCUCGCAAGCUGGACCUGUCCAAGGGCGCGCACCCGGGCUCCAACGCCCCUCAGACUGCGAGACCCAUGACUGCUAGAGACAACCUGGGUAUCCAGGAGGUCGGCCUGGCCUGCCUUUCGCCCGGCUUUGUCACUCAGGACCCCAUCAUGAAGGAGCAGCUCCAGCGAAGCAUGAGCGUCAGGGACCAGCAGCGUAUGAUCAUCGAGCAGAGGAUGCAGCAGUCGGCCAAGGGCGACGGCCCGGACACUGCCGGCAAGGACCCCGUCUCUCAGUUCGCUGCCAAGACUCCUGGGCUGUCGCGCAGGAACAAGGCUCAACUCUCCAUUCUGCCGCCUUCCGCGGAGCAGUUUGCCAACGAGCGCGUCAUCCAGUCAGCGCCCCUGGGUCACUCUUUCACCGGUCGCCAGCACCCUGCUCCUCUGACUCGCCACAUCGCCAACCAGCCCAACACCCUCUCCAACACCUCCCACAUUCACCACGUUCCCGCGAACCAGACCCAGAACCGUCUGCCUCCGAUUAGCGAUGUGUUCGGCCAGGUUUCCGGCCACCCCGAGAACGCUCCCAACUCCCUCUACCCUCAACCGAGCGCGCGCGCGGCUCCGAUGGCUUCCCCUGGCCACCCUCCCCAGCAAAUGCAGCACCCGCCGACUUCCGGAAGGCCAAGAGAGUACAAGUCCGCCGAGGAGGCACAACACGAGAUGACGGGAGGCCGACCUGAGCUUCUCCCCAAGAUCGUCCAUUACGGCGGCGCCCACCAGCCUCCUACCCCGCCAUCUCCCGCUCCCGGCAGCCGGGCCGCGGAUCCCAGCCGCAGCGCAAGCCGCCGUCGCACACGCGCCGAGUAUGAGGACGGCAGCCCUCCCCUUGGCCACGGCCCCGCCGCCCAGAGGAGAGGCCCGUUCGGCGCCGGCCGCGACAGCCCGGAGACCCAGAGGCAAAAGCGGGAAGAGUUCCUGCGGAUAUGCGAGAGGGCCUGGGACCUGUUCCACUCCUAA
Molecule: messenger RNA, 1296 nt
Organism: Colletotrichum karsti
Lineage: Eukaryota; Fungi; Ascomycota; Sordariomycetes; Glomerellales; Glomerellaceae
Exons: 2
Coding region: 1-1296 (431 amino acids)
Source: RefSeq, a predicted model, not a curated record